AUGUCUAGCAAAACUACUGAAAUUGAUUACUCUAUCAAUAACUCCGACGUUGUCGAGAAGUACAAGACGGCUGGUACCAUUUCCUCCAAAGUUUUGGCGGAGGUGAGAAAGGCCCUUCUGAACGUGUACUCGUCCAAGAAGAACAAGACUUCCAAAGGUAUUGCCUUCCCUACCUGUGUGAACCCCAACAAUAUCCCAGCCCAUUUGUCCCCAGAGUCUGAGGAUGAUGACGCAAACUUGACUCUCAAAAAUGGAGAUGUUGUCAACAUCAUGCUUGGUGUCCAGAUCGACGGUUUCCCUGCCGUCAUUGCUGACACUUUGGUCGUUGGUGAGAGUGCCGAGAACCCAGUCACUGGCAUCAAGGCCGAUUUGCUUCACGCUGCUUGGAAUGCUUCCGAGGCUGCUAUCAGAACCUUCAAGCCUGGUAACAGAAACUUCGAUGUCACCAACGUUGUCGACAAGGUUGCUAAGGAUUUCGGCGUGGCUGCUGUUCAGAGCAUGUUGACCCACAACCAGGAACGUGAUGUUUUGUACGGUCCUAAGGAGGAGCACAAGAACAGAAUGGAUACCCACAGAUUUGAGGAGCUGGAAGUGUAUGGCUUGGACAUCUUGGUCUCCACCUCCGCCGACGGAAAGGUCAAGAAGUCUAACUUCAAGACUACCUUGCACAAGUUGACCGGAAACAACUACUCUCUCAAGUUGAACACAUCUCGUCAGGCUCUCAAGGCGUUCAAGGAGAAGGUUCCCGGCCAUUUCCCUGCCAACGUUAAGAUUUUUGAAGAGCCAAGAAAGGUUCGUGUUGGUUUGAUCGAGUGCAGCAACCACGAGGUUGUCUUGCCAUACGAUAUCAUGGAAGGUGCCUCUGACUCUUUCAUUGCCCAGUUCUUCACCACAAUCGCCAUCACCAAGAACGGUAUCGUCAAGUACACCUCUCCAUCAUUCAAUCCUGAGUUGUACAAAACAGAAAAGAAGAUUGAGGACGAGGACCUUGCGAAGUUCAUCGCUGAGCCCUUGCCUGAGCCAAAGCCAAAGAAGAAGAAGAAGAAGCCAGCUAAGAAGGCCGGUGAAGAACAGGCCUAA
This is a messenger RNA of Candidozyma duobushaemuli, 1080 nucleotides long. RefSeq lists its product as uncharacterized. The record is from RefSeq and is a predicted model, not a curated record. Lineage: Eukaryota; Fungi; Ascomycota; Pichiomycetes; Serinales; Metschnikowiaceae. The transcript has 4 exons. Bases 1 to 1080 code for a protein of 359 amino acids.